Messenger RNA from Paramuricea clavata, 8968 nucleotides. Lineage: Eukaryota; Metazoa; Cnidaria; Anthozoa; Malacalcyonacea; Plexauridae. The record is from the annotation of a GenBank genome assembly.
GCCAAUAUUAUAUUAUAUUUUCUUCGGGACGUCUUCGGAACAAGCCGUCAAAUCCCCGUAUGUGAGACGUGUUUACAUUUUAUUCGAGUUCAAAAACAAAUUUCCACGUAUUUCAUCUGGUCUUCCUUCAUUUUCUGUUAUGUCCAAGAUAUUUGGAAAUUGAUAUUUAAAAUAUACAACUAUACUAACCGUGGCUGUCAAGAAUUUAAUAAAAAUGCGUGGUUGGUUGCUGAGUAUUGGCAGUGUCGUUCUGACAAGUUUGGUGAUAGGAAAUGCAUACUUUCAGAAACAACAGUUCUAUCCUUCUGUCGUGUAUAUAACAAAGUCUAAUCCAAGUUUAGCGGUAGGUUAUGCUGCGAGGAGGAACGUGUGGUGGCUAUUGAUGGCAUUAUUUUGCACAGUCAUGUAAACAGGGGAAAUCUGUUUUCCCCAGACCCAGGGGGGGCUGCUGUCUCUAGAAGACUAGAAGGUUCUGGCUUUACCGAAUUGGCUGACAGUUUAUUCAGGAAAAUCAGAUCUGAGUAGCAACGUAAACACAGCUUUAGUGGGUUAGAUCUGAUUGUGAUUGCAAGAUUUGUCAUUUGCAUGUCAGUCAUGGUUAGCACUAUUUUCCAUCCAGCAAACUGACCUGACGUCAUUUUCAGAAGAUGGAAGAGGUGUUGAAUGGCUAUGUAACUAACACAAAACAUACCCCUACUCUAACCCCUAAUGCACCUAUCAAUGUUAUGCCCCCAGGGGGGGAGGCCGGGCGUACCCUCAGGAUUUGCAAAUUUCGUGCCCCAAGUGUGGAUAUUUACCAUUCUUCGAAGCCCGAGGGUUGGGACAUUUGACAAAUCUUAAACCACAUGUUCUAGUCGCGUGACUACCGCUGACAAGUAAUGCAUUGGAUGCGUUGGGCAACCACAUGGAAAGCAAGCAGAAUGGCGAGCGAAACGAGUAGAAAUAGAAUUGUAACAGAAUUUUUGAAAGUUUUGAAGGAGAAAAACUUGAAUAAUGUUGUUGAAACAUUCAUUGGUCCUAAAUAAAAUUCAAAAAUCAUUCAACAGUUCUGUAAAUAAAAUCAUUUUAAUGAUUUUAAACAACGUUGCUGCUCUAUUCUCAACUGAAUUUGUUAAGUUUGUUUAUUAUGUUCUAUUUAUACUGUGGGGAUUUGAUCCCCAGGGUGGGGAAUAUUUCAAUAUUCGCCUGUAUUUUGUCGCCCCAUAUUGGGGCAUUAAUUAGCUCAAAAUUUUCUUCAAAAAGUCUAAUCCCCACCUAAUCCCGUCCUCCCCCCUGGGGGCUUAACAUUGAUAGGUGCAUAACUGCAACCAUAACCCUAACCCUAACCCUAACCAAAUUAAUAAAAAAAUCCAAAAAGAAACGACUUUAAAAAAUCGAUAGGGCAGUUUGCUGGAUGGAAAAUGGUGCUAACCGUCAGUCAUGCCAUAUUUUGUACUGACGAUCAUUCAAGGAGUAUUCCAGGAAACAUCCAUACCACCUGCCCCCCAGAGGAAAUUGUUAGUCAACUCCCCUUCCAACGUAUUAAUACACUUACUAUUAUCAGAAACAGAUGUUUCUCCCGGUCUCCACUGCCCCUCCAAAAAUUUCAGACUCCUUGGGAACAGGGUGGAUCUUUUCUGAAAUGACCAAUUACUAUGUUUGUCAUAGAAGUGUGCAAACAAACACAAUAUUUGAUUGUGUUCAUGCCCACAGGUGUUGACAAGUUUAGCACUAGACCACUCUCUUGAGAGGUUCUGACAACCUAACCUUCACCCCAAAUUUUACCCUCAAACCAAACCUGAACAGACUCAAAUGUUGACCCAACAAAACAAUUUGAAAAAAACAUGAAUACUCAUUUCACUAGAGCAAGAUAUAGUACAAAUGGGGAAAUAACCUGGAAUCAUUCCUGAAACAAUGCCACUAGACUUGUAAACCCCCCUAGAAUCUCUUGAACCCCUCUUAUACAACCCCACCAAAAUUCAACUCCACCAAAAUUUUGCUUCACCCCUCCCAUUUUGUGUGAAAGUCUUUGGCCCUAAUGCUUGCCAAAGCUCGCUCAGUGGUGCCGCUUGCACCCUACUAGAAAUUUAUUCACCCCUCUUUUUUAAAAAAAAUGCCACUAGACUACAGGGGAAAUGUCUGAAAUGUAAUACAAAGUAUGUCAAAAAGGUGACAUGUUAUUUUAUGUUGAUGUUGUUGUUUAGGUUCUAUAUUUACAAGCUUUUGUGUUUGUGCUGCUUCUUGGACAACUCUCUCGUAAAGUUUUCUUCGGUCAAUUACGUCCUGCAGAAACUGAGGUAAAACAGAUUGACAAGCAUUUCUAGUGAACAAAUCACAAACAUGAACAUACCUAAUAUGUGCAUUUAACAGAAAUAUAUCUUCUCCCUAAAAUGUUCUUCCAUUUCUUUCAUUGUGUGUAGCAUUUGAUAGAGAGAUCUUGGUAUGCCGUAACAGAGACAUGCCUUGCCUUCACAGUGUUUCGAGAUAAUUUCAGUCCUCUUUUUGUCGCUCAGUUCACCAUGCUGUUGUUUCUUAAAUGUUUCCAUUGGCUUUCCGAGGACAGAGUGGAAUAUGUACGUUUCCUUGCCUUAGACAUACAUUUGAUAAUAUCUGUGUUUUGAUGUAUGUUUAUCAAUUGUUUCAUGCCUUUUUACAUAAUUUUAUAGAUGGAACGAAGUCCUGUUAUAUCAUUUCUUUUUCAUAUUCGUGUCAUUUGUAAGUUGAGAUAGUUUCAUAUACGAAGUAUAUCUGUGACAUUUGAUUACAAUGUUUGAGUUGCAGAAAUAUGUAAUAAUCUAUAGCAAUAUUGUUGUCUAGGUUUGUUAACAUUACUUGGUACUCUAGACUCUCUGCUUGUCCACAAAGCAUAUCACAGUGUCAUAAACAGUGGUGCUUCAACACAACUUGUCUUUGGAUUUGAGGUGAUUAAACAACUGCGGCUUUUAUAUUGGGAAUUUAGGCAUCCAGACUCAAUAUAACUAAUUGUAUCUAUACACCUUACAUUGGCAUCACCCAGGGCUGGAAAAAAUAGGUGAGCACUGCUCGCAGGAAAUGUUAAACAGCUGCAGGAAAUUUGUUUGAAUGAAGAUUUGCUAUUGAAAAUUUGAAGGAAACCUUAACACCCAUGUCUCGCUAUGGGUGCAACAACAUAUGGUUGACAGACAUUAUUCCUUGAAUUUAAAGCAUGGUCAGCUAGAACACUAUAUGUUUAUGCACAUGCAGAUUUAGCAUAAAUAUAGUUUGUUGGUCUGCAGGAAAUUUUUGUCUCCAGGUUGCGCUCCCAGGAAGAAAAUUAUUUUUUCCUGCCCUGGUGCCAUCACCUUGAUAUACAGGGUUUUUAAAAAAACUCAAUGGAAAUUCAACAGGCUGUCGUGCAUCAUAAACGUGGCUAAACAAUUCAAUUUUUACAUAGGACGAAAGAACAGUUAUUUAACUUUUCAAUAAUACUCUUUAAAUCGUAACGAUGAGAAAUGGCCACAUACUCGUCAAAUAUAAAUUGCCGGUCGAAAUCACAUUCUUCCACCGUUGGGAAUUGCAUGGAAAACGAAACAUAUAGACAAUUCCCAAGAAAUUAAAAUUGAAUGUUAACUGAAUUAUCUAAAAUGAGCUCAAUCUUCCUUAGUGAGACAAUAAGAACGCCAUUAUUAAACAUGGUUCAAUUAACCACUGAACAGAGAACAUUCGUAUUCGAAAGUUUUACGAAACAAAUAGCUUGCGGCCACAAAUAGCUUGCUUUUGGAUUGACUAACCUUGGCAUAAUUAAUGUAUUUUCAAUUCCCAACGGUGGAAGAAUGUGAUUUCGAGCUGCAAUUUUUAUUUGACGAGUAUGUGGCCAUUUCUCAUCGUUACGAUUUAAAAAAGGUAACGGAAUUUCCGUGUACAAGAUCCUUCAACAAUUAUGGCAAUUGUCUCUGUUUUGUUUUAGUAUGCAAUAUUACUGACAAUUGUUGUUGCUGUAUUCAUGAAAUAUGUUCUACACACGAUUGAUCUUCAAAGUGUCAAUCCCUGGGAGAAUAAAGCUGUUUAUAUUUUGUACAGUGAACUUGUGAUGGGUGAGACUUCUACUUUGCUUUGUUUUACUAAAUAAUGAAAUUUUUUGACCACAUGGUAGCUAGCUGUUCUCAAUUCUCAUUUUAGGUUUUAUAAAAUCAUUUUUAUACAUCACUUUUAUGGUAAUAAUGAUCAGAGUGCAUACAUUUCCAUUAUUUGCCAUCCGACCAAUGUACUUAACACUAAGGUGAGAAAUGUAUUUCCCCGUGAUUUUGUGUAUUUAAUUUUCCUUAAUUUGACAACUACAGAUUUUAAUCUCUCUCUCUAGAUCAUUUAAGAAAUCGGUCAGCGACGUAAUCAUGUCAAGACGUGCUAUUCUAAAUAUGAAUACACUGUGAGUUUUCAAGUUAUCAGUAUUUGAGAUGGUAUAAUUGGGAGCUUAGAUCCUUGUCGUCUAUCUUUCUCAUGUUAGGUUCUAGAUAUUUAGAUCAUCUUUUACACACUCCAUGCAUAUCUUCUAUUUUUCUUCAGGCCUGUUUUAUACGUCGAAUUUUGGUCGCGUCGAAUGCAAUUCAAACAAUAGAUAAUGAAGUUUAAUGAGGUUUAUCAUCUCAUUAUCUAUUGUCUUCAUUGCAUUCGACACGACCAAAAUCCGACGUGUAAACCAGGCCACAAUGUCUGUCAGUCUUCAUUAUGUACCUCUUAUUACAUAUCCAUGCCAUCUUUGCCUUGCUUCCCUCAUCUUCUCUGCCAUGUCUAGAAAGAAUAAGAAAGGAUAUAUUUUGGACUCCGUGUCUAUCCAUCUUCAUUACUUCUUAUUACAUAUCAUUCUUUGCCUUGCUUCCCUCAUCUUCUCUGCCAUGUCUAGAAAGGAUAAGAAAGGAUAUAUUUUGGAUUCCAUGUCUAUCCAUCUUCAUUACUUCUUAUUACAUAUCAUUUUCUUUGCCUUGUUUCCCUCAUCUUCUCUGCCAUGUCUAGAAAGGAUAAGAAAGGAUACAUCUUGGACUCAUGUCUAUCUAUCUUCAUUACUUUUUAUUACAUAUCAUUCUUUGCCUUGCUUCCCUCAUCUUCUCUGCCAUGUCUAGAAAGGAUAAGAAAGGAUACAUCUUGAACUCCGUGUCUAUCCAUCUUCAUUACUUCUUAUUACAUAUCAUUCUUUGCCUUGUUUCCCUCACCUUCUCUGCAAUGUCUAGAAAGGAUAAGAAAGGAUACAUCUUGGACUCCAUGUCUAUCCAUCUUCAUUACUUUUUAUUACAUAUCAUUCUUUGCCUUGCUUCCCUCAUCUUCUCUGCCAUGUCUAGAAAGGAUAAGAAAGGAUACAUCUUGAACUCCGUGUCUAUCCAUCUUCAUUACUUCUUAUUACAUAUCAUUCUUUGCCUUGCUUCCCUCAUCUUCUCUGUCAUGUCUAGAAAGGAUAAGAAAGGGUACAUCUUGGAUUCCAUGUCUAUCCAUCUUCAUUACUUCUUAUUACAUAUCAUUCUUUGCCUUGCUUCCCUCAUCUUCUCUGCAAAAUCUACCACCUGACAUCAUUUUCUGAUCUCUUCAUUAACACUGGAUAUAUUUCACCUUGCUGUAGUUAUCCAGAUGCAACACCAGAAGAACUGGCUAGCGGAGACAAUGUUUGUAUAAUUUGUCGUGAAGAGAUGAUGACGAACGCUAAGAAACUGCCAUGUAACCAUAUAUUUCACAUCAGUUGUCUACGUUCCUGGUUCCAGAGACAGCAAACAUGUCCAACAUGUCGUAUGGAUGUUUUACAACCUCAGCAACCUCGGCCGCCAGCCAUGCCAGCCAUGCCUCAAGGUCUGCAUCGUCUCAAGAUUUUAAAAUUAAGCCUGGUUUACACUAUCAAAGUUUCUCUGAUCACAGAAAGAAUCUUGCAUCAGUAUAAGUUCUAAGUUUUGAAGGAUUUGUAAGAAAUGUUUGAGAGAACUGACACGUGUUUUAACAAACAUUUCUUCCUUCGUGAUCACAGAAUCUUUGAUAGUUUACACAACCAGCCUUUAGAAGAACACUUUCUUGAUCAACUGCAGUUCACAAUUUUAAGUUGCCUAUUUAUCGUGAUGGCAACUGACCGAUUUAUUCUGGAGAUAAAUCACCAUUUUAGAUUCGUCGUCUGACGGAUCAUCUUUCUAAGUGCAAACAAACUAACCCGGUAAAGACCUACCUAAAAUGCUCAUGUUUUGUGAUUGGCUUUCAGAAACAAAAAUGGUCAUCGUUCGUGACUCGUUCUUUAGAAAGACAAUUUCUAUAGUUUUAUUGUCUUUCAUUGUUAUAAUCAACCAACCACGAGCCUGGAUAGUGUAGGUAGAUGAUGACCCACUAUCCACACAAACUAGCCAUAAUAACGCAACCUAUACUGGCAAGCGUUCUUAGUUUGACAUAUUUAUACAGUUAUAGUAUGCAUAGAAAUGAUCUCAUCACUUUUUAUGUACAUCUAGGUAUACCACCUCAUGGAGCUCAUAUGCCCCCACCUUUCCCAAUGUUUCCCAUGGGGUUCCCUCCUGUCCCACCACCUGGUGUACCUCCAGGUGCCCCACAGCAAGGUCUAGGUCCCACUCCACCUCAGCCACCCACUACACAAGGACCAUCAUCAUCAACGACUCCUCAACCGUCGUCUAACCCGGUGAGUGGAACCUUCCUUUUUUGUCAUAAUAUGCGCUCUAUAAUUGUUAUUACAUGAUCAUAAUAAUAGAUUUGAUAAUAAUUGCUAACUGUGUAACCUUUGUCUUCAAAUGGGGGCCCGUAUUCUGACUGACAACUGGUUUAUAUUUUCAUCUCUAGAUUCCAGGCACAUUGCCACCAUUUUUCCCGCCACCCUUUCCCAUGUUUCCAUCUCCAAUGUUUGGUAAGUAAAGGUUACUCGUGAGAGCGCACUCAAUGGGUUAACCAUUAAGUUGUAUUGCGCCCUAAUGUACUCUACUCUGUUAAUUUACUCCGUUUAACGUCGAACUAUUUUGCGAGAGCCCUUACGACGUUAGAUUCAUUAACAUGUUCUGUUCAUGUCAUGAUCUUAUGAAUAACUCUCCUUUAUACAGCAUAUUCCAUUAUGUAUUUACACUUGUAUACUAUACAAAAACUUGUGGUUAGAGCUUGACAACUGUCUCUCUGUCUGACUCGUCCCCAGUCGUCUCUGUGAGCACGCGCGAAUUGCAGGUCUCUCUGUACCUCAGUUGGUAGAGUGCUCCGCAGUUUCAAUUCCUGCCAGAGGGUCUACUGUAUAAUUGAAUUUUUCGCAACUUCUCCUGGUUAGGUUUAAUAAAUGUAUAAACUUUACACUCGAAAUUUCCAUCUGCAAAACCCUUCAACAACAUUGUGUAUUCUGUUUCUGAAGGGUUCCCUUUUCCUCGCCCUCCUUCAAGUGGAAACACUUCAUCUGCAACAAUGGAAGAACUGCGAGCAAUGGAAGGCGAGGAACGUGAGAAUGUGGAAGCUCGUAUUGCAGUGUUGAGAAAUAUUCAUUCUUUACUGGAUACUGCCAUCACGCAGUUGAAUCAAUACUCACAAGCGGUGGCUGCUACUCAAACGUAAGUCGACGCUUUUUCUUCCGUCACUCACUGACCUCUAUGUAUAUCUGGAGUGAGAAGUCCAGAAACUGAAGUCAAGAUGGCGGAAAUUGAAGAGUCAGUCCCUUUGUUUUUGUCUUUAAAGAACAACACUAUGGUUUUAUGAACUCCUAACUUGUUUAGCAGUCCGUUACAAAAAACCUGGAAUUAGCUGGGGGGAAAUGGUAAUGACGUUUGCAAUGACGUCAUUUUGGGAUUUCAGUUGACGGGCAAGUAUAACAAAAAACAGCUAUUUUAAUGUAUUGAUUGAGUUUAAGACUCAAAAGAUGAAUUACCGUUCAGUUUUUCUUGCUACAACCAUUCUGAUAGGAGAAAAAUCGCCCACAAUUUGUUUCAUUGCCCGUCAUUUAAGAAUUAAAACUGUUUAGGAGCUUCGUAGCUAUUGGACGUCAAUUUCCGCCAUCUUGGAUUUAUUUUUCUCGCUCCUGAAAUACCGAAGUUCUCGCUCCAGAUAUAUAGAGCUCAGUGAUGUACUCUUACCGAGACCCAGGAAACACUCGUGUUUCUAACUGUUAGUAAUUUUGAACUAUCAUUAGGCCUACUUUCAUGUCAGGACUUGAACCUCAAGCUGGUACCAGCACUGCUCCAAUCUCCACUUCUCAAGAUCAGAAUACCGAUGAAAAUAUUGUCUCGUCCACUGCUGAUGUUCCUGGACCGAGUUGGGCGGUAGUUGACGAAGAUGUAGCGACGACAGACGGCGAAACACGAAGUAUACCCGAGGCUAGCACGGGAGUAGAGACAUUGGCUGAGGAUUACGCCUCACAUAACGAUUUACGUCAGAGAAGAAUUGAACGUUUUUCAUCCCAACCUAAUGAUAAUCAGGAUGAGGAAUAGUUAAUGAUCAAACAUUGAGAUAAAAUAUAACUACAUUAUUUGCAAGAUAUUGUAGAAGAUGAAGAAUAGAGUGAAUACUAAACUAAGUCAGGUUUUCAUGUGAUGUUCGCCUGCGAGCAGGCUACUGUGAUGUGAAAUAGUCUAUCCAUAGUCAAAAGAAUAAGAAGGUCAGGGAACUCGAUGCAGACAAAAUAGACCUCAUUAUCUGUUGUUUUUGUCUUGCUUUAUGCAAGAAAUGGUCGGUUCAUCGUCACGUGUGUAUUGUUUCUUUCUCUAGAGCAACUAUAAUAGCUAUGUUUUCAUUUAACCAUUGUGUAAUAUCACGACUGGGUAAUUAAACCAACACACUGCGAUCGGUUGGUUGGGCAAAAAAGACAAUACACACGUGACGAUGAACCGACCAUUUCUUGCAUAAACCAAGAGAAAUAGAUAAUGAGGUUUAUCAUGUCUGCUCCUUGUUCUAUCGACUAUGGGCUAUCUUAUCUUUUGCGUCUUGUAUGCGUUCACAAAAAUAUUGCCGUUGCUGAUUGCGCAUCAUGAUUACGAUUAGAAAUAUAUCGAUACUGUAUUGUAUCAGUGACAUUGCUUGCGGCUGUCGCAAC